AUGUUUUAUUUUAGACCGGCCGUGGCGCGGCAGCAAUCGGCGCCGACUCUGGUGUUUAGGAGAUUGGCUGAUGAAGAUGACGAGCUGUCAGAAGUACAACCAGACGCUGUCCCACCAGAAGUACGGGAAUGGUUGGCAUCGACUUUCACAAGACAAUUGGCGACCGCUAAACGAAAGUCAGAUGAAAAACCUAAGUUCAGAUCCGUGGCUCACGCAAUCCGAGCUGGGAUAUUUGUGGACAGAAUUUAUAGACGAGUCACAAGUACAGCGCUUAUGCAAUUCCCUCAAGAUGUUGUUAGAGUACUUAAAACGCUAGACGAGUGGUCUUUCGAUGUGUUUGCGUUGCACGAAGCGGCGGCCGGUAUGCCUGUUAAAUACUUGGGCUACGAGUUACUCAACAGAUAUGGAAUGAUACACAAGUUUAAGGUGCCCCCGACUAUACUCGAAAACUUCCUCAGUCGGAUAGAGGAGGGGUACUGCAGGUUUCACAACCCCUACCACAAUAACUUGCACGCUGCUGACGUCGCUCAAACGGUUCAUUACAUGCUCUGCCAGACAGGACUCAUGAACUGGUUGUCAGAUCUGGAGAUAUUCGCGACUCUGGUUGCAGCGAUAGUCCACGAUUAUGAGCACACGGGCACAACAAACAAUUUUCACGUUAUGUCGGGCUCUGAGACUGCUCUACUCUACAAUGACAGGGCUGUGCUCGAGAACCAUCACAUAAGCGCUGCUUUCAGAUUACUACGUGAUGAAGAAUGCAACAUCCUACAGAACCUCUCCCGUGAUGAGUUUCGGGAGUUCCGUACCCUCGUCAUAGACAUGGUGCUAGCCACUGACAUGUCUUUCCACUUUCAACAGUUGAAGAAUAUGAGAUCUCUCCUUUCACUUGCAGAGCCUACUGUUGAUAAAUCUAAAGCAGCGUCCCUUGUACUACACUGCUGUGAUAUUUCGCAUCCCGCUAAGAGAUGGGAUCUACAUCACAGAUGGACAAUGAGCCUUUUAGAUGAAUUCUUCCUUCAAGGCGACAAAGAAAGGGAACUCGGUCUCCCGUUUAGUCCCCUCUGCGAUAGAAACAACACUCUGGUUGCAGAAUCUCAGAUAGGUUUCAUAGACUUCAUAGUGGAACCUAGCAUGGGAGUUUGUGCAGACAUGCUAGAAUGUAUUCUGGGACCUUUACAUUCUAGUACAAAGAAUUCUACCAGUACAGCUGGACAGGAAUCCAUUAGCGAGGAAAGUUCAGGCACUGAACCUACCACGAAAUUCAAAAUCAAAAAACCAUGGGUCGCUUGUCUCACGGACAACAAGAAAAUAUGGAAAGAACAAGCUGCAAAAGACGCAGAAGCCCGUGCGAAGUUGGAAGAAGAAACGAAUGGUACUUCACCGCCUGCGGAUGAAUAA
Danaus chrysippus (African queen) is the source of this 1398-nucleotide messenger RNA. Lineage: Eukaryota; Metazoa; Arthropoda; Insecta; Lepidoptera; Nymphalidae. The record is from the annotation of a GenBank genome assembly.